CGCACAUUUCCAGACAUUCCUCGAGGAGCUGCCAGCCCCAGUGCAGCAUUGCAAUCUCACCGACAAGAUUACCAUCAGUGAAUGGGCUCAGGUUUACCGCUCCGGAUCCCACGGCGAUGUGCUCAAGGGGGUCUACGGGGAUGACACUGUGUGCGUCAGAAUUUUAAAACUGUCUCCACUCGGGGAUGGAUCUAUCAAGAAGCUUGCACGAGCGCGAGAUGACGGCUUGGCUUUCCCUCGACCAUGAGAAUGUCGUUAAGCCUCAUGGGUGGACCCUGGCCACGGAGGAAUCGAAGGAAUCGAUUGGCUUCAUCUCCGCUUGGUGCGAAGAAGGCGACUUGCAUUCAUACCUGAGGACCCAUCGGCCAAUCAAUCGCUACGAGCUGAUUCGAGGUAUCUCUCGAGGACUGACCUAUCUUCAUGAACGGGACGUUGUCCAUGGAGAUCUAAAGCCGUGUAAUAUAGUCAUGCAUAACGGCAUCCCUAAACUCUGGGGCUAUGGACUCGCUUCCAUUAUCGAUGAUCGAAAUACAUAUGCCCAGGAAUCAGCGGCCUUCACCACUCUCCGAUAUUGUGCCCCGGAGUUGUUAAACUCUGACAGUGGGUCUCGUGACAAAAAGACGGAUGUAUGGGCGUUUGGAUGUACGGCAGGGGAGGUUUUGUAUGACAAACACCCAUUUCAAGGUAUACCUAUCUCCCGCCUCUAUGCCAAAUUAGGAGUCGAGUCUCCUUUCGAUUGGGACUCUCAACGUUACCCCGAUGAACUCAAAGAACUUGUCCAAGGAUGCUUGACUCGCCUUCCCGAAAACCGCCCGAGUAUGGAAUCUGUCCGAAAUGCUCUAGACUCUGACUUCACUGCACGAAGGCGUGCACAAAGGCGCACUCGGCUCCUUGCGGACCUGGUUGAAGUGCAGCACUGCAAUCUCACCGGCAAGAUUAUCAUCGAUGAAUGGGAUGGACGUUCCUAUGGCAAUGGAUUCAAGGGGGUCUAUGAAAAUGACACUGUGUGCGUCAAAACUUUAAAACUGCCUGAAGACGGAUCUGUCACCGAGCUUGCACGACGGUUCUCGCGCGAGAUAAGCGUUUGGCUUUCCCUCGCCCAUGAGAAUGUCGUCAAGUUCCAUGGAUGGACUCUGACUGGGGAGGGGCCGAUUUGCGCUAGCCUUAUCUCUGCCUGGAGUGAAGGCGGCAACCUCAAGUUGCACCUCAAGUCUCAGUCAAUUAAUCGUUACGAGUUGAUUCGAGGUAUCUCUCGUGGAUUGGCCUAUCUUCAUGAACGAGACGUUGUUCAUGGAGAUUUGAACCCGAGUAAUGUAGUCAUGCAUAACGGCAUCCCUAAACUACGCGACUUUGGACUCUUCUCCAUUUUCGAUAGUUCAACCACACCCGCUCUGGAAACAAGCAGUCUCCCAUAUUGUGCUCCGGAGUUAUACAACGAGAAGGACUUGUGGGACAAACAGACGGACGUAUGGGCAUUUGGAUGUUUUGUAUAACAAAGACCCCUUUCACGGGACACCUCCACGUCGUAUCUUUUCCAAAAUACUAGUCGAGUCCCCUUUUGAUUGGGACUCAGAACCUCACCCCGAUGGACUUAAGCAACUCAU
This is a messenger RNA of Cantharellus anzutake, 1604 nucleotides long. RefSeq names its product kinase-like domain-containing protein. The record is from RefSeq and is a predicted model, not a curated record. Gene Ontology annotation, biological process: protein phosphorylation. Gene Ontology annotation, molecular function: protein kinase activity; ATP binding. The coding region runs from base 186 to 1493 and encodes 435 amino acids. Lineage: Eukaryota; Fungi; Basidiomycota; Agaricomycetes; Cantharellales; Hydnaceae. The transcript has 12 exons.